AUGUUUCGCUCGAACAACCGCUCGGAGUCGCCCUCGGGCUUCGAGUCCAGUGCCAAUGGCACCCAGGGCCUUGGAAUCACAAGCGAGCCGGACAUGAGAACUCGGUUACUGGAAUCCUAUGAUCGUUCGGGUCCAGUGUGUGGUGAAAGGCGCUGCAGUCAUGGUACAUUCUCUCCGCGGCCGGAGGGAGCAGAAAGACACUCGUACCUCGGAAAUUCGGGCGGUGAUGGAUACCUUGGAGUGGGAGAUGCGGGUGCGGCGUCUGGCCAUUUCCAUGACGAUCUGUCCGGGUCUCGCGCAGAAUCGGAGUACAUGUCGCAAAUGAAGUCUCUCUCGGCUCUGUCAAUGAACGAGUCUAAAAAGCAGUACAUUUCCUACUACAUUCCGCUUUUCAACUGGAUUAGACAGUAUCGCUGGUCGUUCGUUCGAGGAGAUCUGAUAGCUGCGCUGACGGUCUCUUCCAUUUACAUCCCAAUGGCUUUAUCGUUGGCCUCUAACCUUGCCCAUGCGCCUCCCGUCAACGGCCUCUAUUCAUUUGUCAUCCAUCCUUUGAUCUAUGCCAUCUUGGGCAGCUGCCCUCUUCUGGUGGUUGGACCGGAGGCGGCUGGCUCGCUUCUCACGGGUGCUAUUGUCAAGGCCAGUGUCGGUGGCAGUGAAGCUGGCGAUGACAACAGCAUGGAAAGUGCCAUCGUCAUAGGAAUAGCCACUGCAAUGACCGGUGCCAUGAUCCUGGUUGCCGGGUUGACCCGACUGGGCUUCCUGGAUAAUGUGCUCAGCCGGCCCUUCCUGAGGGGAUUCAUCACUGCCAUCGGCUUUGUGAUCUUCGUGGACCAACUGAUCCCAGAACUGGGACUUGCGGACAAGGCAAAGGACUCCGGUGUCAGCCAUGGCACCACGGUUGGAAAGCUUGGGUUCAUUUUUCGCAAUGCGCAAGACAGCCACCUACUUACAUCAGUCGUCUCUCUGGUCAGUUUCGGAAUUAUCAUGCUGUUCAGGACAUUGAAAAAAUGGAUGUUGCCGCGCUAUCCUCAAGUGGUCUACUUCCCGGAUCGUUUUCUAGUUGUUGUCCUGUCGGCAAUCCUGGCAUGGCGUCUCAACUGGGAAGACAAGGGACUCGAACUGCUUGGACAUACCGAAAUCAGUUCGAACAGGCUAUUUGCCUUCCAAUGGCCGUUCCAGUUCGGACACAUGAAGCACAUUCGCACGGCCAUGAGCAAGGCAUUCAUCAUCACCCUGCUUGGCUUCUUCGAGUCUUCAAUUGCAGCCAAGGGUUUGGGUGACGGGAAACCGGAUGGCAUCCAGGACAUGCACAUGAGUGCGAAUCGAGAAAUGGUAGCGCUGGGCGUUGCCAAUCUCGUUGGUGGUUGUUUCAUGUCCUUGCCAGCCUUUGGUGGAUACGGUCGAAGCAAGGUCAAUGUACAGACGGGAGCACGAUCUCCGAUGAGCAGCAUUUUCCUCAGCGCCAUCACACUAGUGAGCAUAUUGGUUCUCCUACCAUAUCUCUAUUAUCUUCCGAAAGCGGUACUUUGCUCAAUGAUCUCCGUCGUGGCAUACUCACUCGUUGAAGAGUGCCCCCAUGACUUGAUAUUCUUCCUCCGUCUCCGAGGAUGGACCGAGCUCAUUCUCAUGCUCCUCAUUUUCACCGCCACUAUCUUCUACUCCCUUGAGCUCGGAAUGGCUCUCGGCAUUGGCCUCUCCGUCAUCAUCCUCAUCCGCCAUUCCACCCAGCCUCGCAUCCAAAUUCUAGGAAAGGUUCCUGGCACUGAAGCCCGCUUCGAAAACGCCGAACUUCAGCCCGCAAACGUCGAGCUCAUUGAGGGCGCAUUGAUCAUCAAGAUCCCCGAACCUCUUACCUUCGCCAAUACAGGCGACCUCAAGAGCCGUCUUCGCCGCUUGGAGCUCUACGGCACCAGUCGGGCUCACCCAUCCCUCCCUCGAGUGCGCCCGCCGGAGUAUAACAAAAAUAUUAUUUUCGACGUGCAUGGUGUCACGAGUAUCGACGGGUCCGGAACCCAGGUUCUUUGUGAGAUCGUGUCUGCAUACAGAGAAAAGGGGACCCGAGUUUUCUUCUGUCGAUUGCCUAACGCGAAGGUAUUCGGUAUGUUCGAGCGAAGCGGCAUCGUCGAAGAAUGCGGCGGCUUGGCCCAUUUUGUGCCUAGUGUUGAUGAGGCAAUUCGGUUGGCGGAAACGGAAGACCAGACGCCUGAACUCUAG
This is a messenger RNA of Penicillium cinerascens, 2214 nucleotides long. Its product is annotated as SulP family inorganic anion transporter. The transcript has 3 exons. Gene Ontology annotation, molecular function: sulfate transmembrane transporter activity. Gene Ontology annotation, cellular component: membrane. The record is from RefSeq and is a predicted model, not a curated record. Gene Ontology annotation, biological process: transmembrane transport. Bases 1 to 2214 code for a protein of 737 amino acids. NCBI's taxonomy places the organism in Eukaryota, Fungi, Ascomycota, Eurotiomycetes, Eurotiales, Aspergillaceae.